Molecule: messenger RNA, 1739 nt
Organism: Aedes aegypti (yellow fever mosquito)
Lineage: Eukaryota; Metazoa; Arthropoda; Insecta; Diptera; Culicidae
Product: ankyrin repeat and MYND domain-containing protein 2
Exons: 2
Coding region: 141-1409 (422 amino acids)
Molecular function (GO): protein binding
Source: RefSeq, a predicted model, not a curated record
CUUUUCUGCCAGUUUUCUCUCGCGGAACGAGAAAAGCGCAUGUUUACUUCGCGGUGGGUUGUAAAUUUGGCUAAAAUUUUCGGAAAAUUCUUCAGAUUCGAGGUGAAUUUACUAUUUAGUGAUACCGGAAUUUUGUGACCAUGUCCUCAACCGAACCUACAGUGGAACCGACCACUCAAAACGAACCGGCACCGGCUGUGCCGAAAGUGAUCCUCUCCGCCGACCAGAAGGAAAUCUUUGAUCGGAUUUCCAAAAACGAAAACAGCGAGCUCAAGUUGCGUUUGGCCCGGUUCAAGCAGAGCGUAGAUUUUGUGGACGAAAAUGGCAUGACUCCGCUGCAGCAUGCGGCCUACAAGGGCAACAAGGAAGCAGUCCAGAUGCUGCUGGAUCAGGGAGCAGAUGUUAACUCCGGGAAACACGAGUACAAUUACACGGCGCUGCAUUUCGGGGCCCUGUCCGGAAGUGUGGACGUUUGUAUGAAAUUGCUGCUGGCCGGCGCCAAGGCCGAUGCGGUCAAUACGAUUGGCCGAACUGCGGCACAGAUGGCGGCAUUCGUGGCAAACCAUCAGGUCGUGGCCACAAUCAACAGCUUCGUUCCGAUCAAGGACAUUGAAUGCUACACGAAGGUUCAGGGAUCGCAAAAGGAACCAUUGCUUCCGGUUGUCCAUUUGGAUGGCUUCCACAAGUUCAUCAUGCAAAUCAACAUCCAUCCGGUGCGGAUUGCCCUGAAUCUGCAGAAAUACGGUCUCUUCAUCGAGGAUUUGAAGCGCAUCAGAAAGGUUCUGGAUGAGAUGAUGGAACGGGAAAUGAAGCGUCGGAACGAAAUCAACGAAGUGCUGGCAUUCAAGUAUCAUUAUUUGGGCUAUAUGGUCAAUGAGAUCGCCAAGUGCAGGGACUAUUUCCUGGCCCGGAAGGAUAAAGCCGAGGGUAGCAAUGGCAAGGAUCAGAAGAGCGAUUUUGUCGAGCUGUUUGCCAAACGGGUUCUGAAGCAAGGCAAAGAUGGUUCCCUGGAGUACGUGGAGGCAACGAUACGGGAAUGCGUACGAGAAUUCCCGUUCCGAGAGUGCACCGUUUUCCGGCAGGUUGUAACGCAGCUGGCCAGCAAAGAGAACCCCGCCAGUGCCCUGGAGAUUAUCAAAGCGGCCAUCAAUGGGCAGCGUGGCUUCCAGGAUACAAUUUCACUGUGCAGCUCGUGUGGCGAGGAGAAACCGGACAAAAAGUGUUCCAAGUGCAAGGAGGUGCAAUACUGUGACCGCGAGUGCCAACGAUUGCACUGGUUUAUGCACAAGAAGGUUUGCGCUCGGCCAUCGUCCACCACGGCCCAAGGGGGCCCUCCGGCCAAGGAUGCCAAGAAGGACAUCGAUUCGGCGGAAAUUAGCGAGCAGCUGCAGAAAUUGGUAGCGAGCUAAGCUAGAGAAUCGCCGGAACAAAUGAAAUAAACUUUAUACGAUUUAGUCAGUGUGUGUCUCAACAAGAGUGGAACCAAUUUUAAAAAACCUAUGUCGCGCGAGGAUCAAGUUGAUGAGGUAGUAGCAAGUUUUUUUUUCGAAAUACUGAAAAUGCUUACCAUAGAAACAAAAAACUUAGUUACAAAAUCAAUUCAACCAGUAAUAGAUAAAACAAUGUGCAGGAAAAUCAAUUACGACUAUCUGCGUGACAGUCAAUCCUUCUUUACAACUAAGAAUAUCGUAUGUGUCAUUUGCUAUCUCUUGGAUGUCAAUAAAUUAGUUUGAAAAAUA